This is a messenger RNA of Bathycoccus prasinos, 1239 nucleotides long. RefSeq lists its product with no specific name. The transcript is spliced from 3 exons. Gene Ontology annotation, cellular component: peroxisomal membrane. The coding region runs from base 1 to 1239 and encodes 412 amino acids. Gene Ontology annotation, biological process: protein import into peroxisome matrix. Gene Ontology annotation, molecular function: zinc ion binding. The record is from RefSeq and is a predicted model, not a curated record. NCBI's taxonomy places the organism in Eukaryota, Viridiplantae, Chlorophyta, Mamiellophyceae, Mamiellales, Bathycoccaceae.
AUGAGCAUGAGCACGCGCGGCGCUGAUGGUGCGAUGCCCGCUGCGUCGGCAGCAAUCCCGCAUCUCCCAUCCGCGGCGCAACCAGAUUUAGUCCGAGCGCAUCAGAAGGACGAUUACUAUCGAAAGCUCAUAUCUGAAUCCGUCUCUGAUUCCGUUCGGCUGUUAUUCGGCCCACAGUUCUGGAACGACAAACUCGAUGCCAUCGAAUCUUUCGGUGAUUUCUUGUACUUUGCAUUCACCACCGGGUGCAACUCGCAAACGCUCGGGGAAGAAUACACGGAUCUUUUCAUCGCGGACGCGAGAGGGGACAUCCCGAGCGCCUCGCGACGGUGGGCGUUGGUCGCGUUGGAGGCGUUGGCGAAACCGAUCGGGAGACGGUUGAAAAAUGCGUCCAGGAACGCUGUUUCCGGAGUUGGGGCGUUUGAAAAACAGUCUUUGUUAGGUGCUAGUAGUAAUAGUAGUGGUAGUACGAGUAGCAGCGGCGAUAAGGAGAAGGAGAGGAACAAAAGCGCUUUGAAAAAACAGUUCUUAAAAGCGUACGCGUGGGUGUUCGGAAACGCGCCGCAGAAUGCAACUGCGACGAAUCCAGCGCUCAAAGGAGUCAACGACCGAGGAGGAUUUGGACCUUUGACGCAGUUGAUGCUCUUUUACGCGUUCGGAAAGUAUGUUUCUUGGACGAACUGGGCGACUGGGAUGGAGAGGGUGUUUGUGAACCCGAAUCCGGGAGAGCCAAGGGCGCAGUAUUCUUUGCUGUCGAAGCUGGUCGCGUUGCAAAUAGCAUACGCAGUAUUUAAUGAAGGACAGCGUAGGUAUAAGUUACAUUUGAGCGGGAAAGCGACAAAAGGAAGACGACCGAAAGCGGCGGAGGAGUUUGGCUUUUUUGAGGCGGACGGCGUGACGAAAUGUGGGGAUAGAUCGAGAGACGAAGCAAAGGAGAGACGAAAAGGAAGCGUAAAUCCAGUUUCAGUCAUUGACGACGCAAACAUGCUUCCAAGUUUCGGCGGCAACGGAUUAUCGAACGACUUUGAUCGAGCCGACGACGAAGAUGCCAAACGGUACACCUGGCAUGAUAUACCGUGUCCGUUAUGUUUGAACCCUACGAAAUACCCAACCGCGUUGAAGUGCGGACACUGUUUGUGUUGGGAGUGCGCGGUGGAGUGUUGCCAACAGAAACCAGAGUGCCCGAUGUGUCGCGCGCCGUGUAAACCGCAAGAGUUGAUAACGAUAGCAAACCCUUAA